AUGCCUCCUAUCCGUACAGCCCGAAACCGCAAACCACCACCAGCUGGCUUCGAAGACUUAGAAGAUACCUUACUGGAAUUCAGUAAUAAGAUGAAAGAUGCUGAGAAUGAGCCUCAUGAGGGAAAGAAGAAGUAUGAGGUUCUUUGGCCGAUUUUUCAAAUUAGCCAUCAACGCUCCCGAUACAUCUACGAUCUCUAUUAUGAGAAAGAAGCUAUCUCGAAACAUUUAUAUGACUGGUUAUUGAAGAAUAAAUAUGCCGAUGCGAAUCUGAUUGCGAAGUGGAAGAAGCAGGGCUAUGAGAAGUUAUGCUGUCUUCGAUGCGUUCAGACGAAAGAGACAAAUUUCAACUCUACCUGUAUCUGCCGUGUGCCCAAAGCCCAACUGAAAGAAGAUCAGAGCAUUCAGUGUGUUAGCUGUGGUUGUCACGGAUGCUCCAGCAGCGAUUAG
Penicillium malachiteum is the source of this 447-nucleotide messenger RNA. Its product is annotated as BUD31 family protein. The transcript has 3 exons. Gene Ontology annotation, cellular component: spliceosomal complex; nucleus. The record is from RefSeq and is a predicted model, not a curated record. The coding region runs from base 1 to 447 and encodes 148 amino acids. NCBI's taxonomy places the organism in Eukaryota, Fungi, Ascomycota, Eurotiomycetes, Eurotiales, Aspergillaceae. Gene Ontology annotation, biological process: mRNA splicing, via spliceosome.